AUGAUCAAAAAUCCCGUUGUAAACAUCAUCAAGCAUCCUACAACCAAGACUUUAAUGAGAGGAGUCCAUUCUCGUCUACCAGCGGGAGGAACUGAUAUUUCCGUUCUUGGACAAGAACUGACGUUCCGCUGUGGACGCACCGCUCAAAACCGGUUUCUAAAGGCAGCUUUAACGGAAAGAAUCAGCUCCUGGGAUCCAAAAGAGUACAAGAAACGAGGUAUUCCAUCGCAACGUCUUAUCAACCUCUACGACAAAUGGGGUCAUGGAGAAUUUGGGAUUAUCCUCACAGGAAAUAUUUGCGUUGAUCCGUGGAAUCUUGAAUCAGCGGGAAAUGUCGUAUUCAGCAAGGAAAAUGACUGUCCAGAACUUAGAGAAGCUUGCAAAAAGUUAUCGGCAGCUAUGAAACAGGAUGGGGCACUGGCUAUUGCACAAAUUUCGCACGCAGGACGUCAAACGCCCGAACUGGUCCAUGCUCACCCGUUUUCAUGCUCAGACAUACAAUUGACCGUAAAGCGGCGAUUUAUGGGUUUCGGGAAACCGAUUGCGUUAUCACUGGAGCAGAUCAAGACGGAAGUUGUUGAUCGAUUUGUGUUUGCAGCAAAAUUUGCACGUGAACACGGAUUCGAUGGAGUUCAAAUUCAUGCAGCACAUGGAUAUCUCCUAUCUGGAUUCAUAUCACCGUCUACCAAUAAUCGUAAUGAUAAAUAUGGUGGUUCGCCUGAAAACAGAAUGCGAGUGAUCUUGGAAGUGUUCAGAAGCAUUAGGAAGGAAAUUGACGCUUCCACAGGUUUCUUGGUUGGAAUCAAGACAAAUUCAGUCGAAUUCCAAGAGAAAGGUUUGAGUGUGGAGGAUGCUAAGCAGAUGUGUGGAAUGAUGGAAAGAUGUGGAUUCGAUUUUGUGGAGCUUUCUGGUGGAAACAUAGAACGUCCUGCAUUCCAACACAUGCGUGAGUCAACAAGGAAGAGGGAGGCCUUCUUCCUCGAAUUUGCAGAACAAAUUCGUCCAGUGUUUGAAAAGACGGUUGUUUACGUCACUGGCGGUUUUCGAACGGCCCCAGCAAUGGUUAAUGCUAUUUUGAAUAGAAUUACGGAUGGAAUAGGACUAGGAAGACCAAUAACUGCAGAACCAGAUCUUCCGGCGAAAAUCCUAAGAGGAGAAUGUCUCGCUGCAGCAGACACAAAAUUGAAUCCUGAUGACUAUAUGUUGACAUCAACAGCCAGCAAUAUGCAAAUGGGACAAAUGGGGAAGAGACCGUAUGCGGAGCUUAAUGACGUAUGUGACGAUAUUGCUGACCUAAGCCAUCCUCAGGAGGCGGAGAACUACAAGAAAGCUUCCGAAAAGUACUACAAGGAGAUGAAAGAAACGGCAGACAAGGGUGAACCCAUAUAUGAUGUUAUGGAGUAUACCAAUGUAGUGAGCGGUCACCUAUAUGGUGCGGAUUUUAAACCGUCACAAAACGUUUGCGCGAGGCCGGAUUCGAGCUUGAUUGCUGACGGAGUCGACAGAAUGCUGCAAUAUGUGGAUAAUCACGGAAAUAAAGAAGUAGACGUUUGUAUCGAGAAAAGAAGAGGAACGCCAUCGAAACCAGCUAAGUACGCUUCUCCUACACAAUGUAGCGUUUUGCCCUUUGUGUGGACAUCGCUCCAUAUCCAUGAAAGAUGA
This is a messenger RNA of Necator americanus (New World hookworm), 1662 nucleotides long. RefSeq lists its product as uncharacterized. The record is from RefSeq and is a predicted model, not a curated record. Gene Ontology annotation, molecular function: FMN binding; oxidoreductase activity. The coding region runs from base 1 to 1662 and encodes 553 amino acids. Lineage: Eukaryota; Metazoa; Nematoda; Chromadorea; Rhabditida; Ancylostomatidae. The transcript has 15 exons.